GACAUUUGCCAAAUCAGCUCCAUCGAUUUUCGCCUGAUUGUGGGAUUAAUUAAUUUGUGUGAUAAAAUAAAGAUUUCUGAAUGAGUAAAUAGUAACAUAUUCGCUAUUCGUCCAUAAAUAUUGUACAAUAUCGCCGCAUGACCACCUGAACGGCGAUAUGGCGACUUACGAGGAGUUUAUGCAGCAAAAUGAAGACAGAGAUGGCAUACGAUUCACGUGGAAUGUCUGGCCAUCGAGUAGAAUUGAAGCGACAAGGCUGGUCGUUCCUUUGGCUUGUCUCUAUCAACCUUUGAAAGAGCGGCCAGAUUUACCACCUAUCCAGUAUGAACCUGUGCUCUGUACUCGUAAUACUUGCAGAGCUAUACUCAAUCCAAUGUGCCAAGUGGAUUAUAGAGCUAAGUUGUGGGUGUGCAACUUUUGCUUCCAGCGAAAUCCUUUUCCACCACAAUAUGCGGCUAUAUCGGAGCAACAUCAACCAGCUGAAUUGAUUCCGAAUUUCUCAACAAUUGAGUAUACAAUCACUCGUGCCCAAACAAUGCCACCAAUUUUCCUACUGGUGGUGGACACUUGUAUGGAUGAAGAGGAGCUUGGUGCACUUAAAGAUUCAUUACAGACAUCUUUAAGUCUGAUGCCUCAGAAUGCAUUGGUUGGUCUUAUAACAUUUGGCAGGAUGGUACAAAUCCAUGAAUUAGGUACAGAAGGAAUUUCAAAAUGUUAUGUCUUCAAGGGAACUAAGGAUUUAUCAGCUAAACAGAUACAAGAACAGCUGGCUAUAGGUCGUGUAAAUGCUUCUAAUCCUCAGCAACGACCUGGGGCACCUGCUACACAGUCACCAGCUCACCGUUUCCUUCAGCCUGUUAAACAGUGUGACAUGGCCUUGACUGAUUUACUUGGUGAACUUGGUCGUGAUCCAUGGCCCCUUGGAGUAGGAAAAAGGCCUCUGAGAAGUAGCGGAGUAGCACUUUCUUUAGCUGUGGGUCUGUUAGAAGUCACAUACCCUAAUACUGGAGCAAGAAUAAUGCUUUUCCUUGGGGGACCAUGCUCUCAAGGCCCCGGUCAAGUGGUCAACGAUGAGCUGAAACAGCCAAUCCGUUCUCAUCAUGAUAUUCAUAAGGAUAAUGCCAAAUACAUGAAGAAGGCUAUAAAGCACUAUGAGAGCCUGUCUUUGAGAUCGGCCACUAAUGGACACUGCAUAGAUAUUUAUUCCUGUGCUUUGGAUCAAACCGGUCUAUUAGAAAUGAAGCAAUGCUGUAACUCAACAGGUGGACACAUGGUCAUGGGCGAUUCAUUCAAUUCUUCUUUGUUCAAGCAAACAUUCCAAAGAGUAUUUGCUAAAGACCAGAGUGGAGACUAUAAGAUGGCAUUUAAUGGAACAUUAGAAGUGAAAUGUUCUCGUGAGUUGAAAAUCUCUGGCGCGAUCGGUUCGUGCGUAUCACUAAACGUGAAGGGCCCGUGCGUGUCCGACCAAGAAGUGGGCAUGGGUAACACUUGUCAGUGGAAAAUGUGCACAUUCACUCCUAGCACAACCAUGGGUAUAUUCUUUGAGGUGGUGAAUCAGCACGCGGCGGUGCCUCAAGGUGGGCGCGGAUGCGUGCAACUGAUCACACAGUACCAGCACUCGAGUGGUCAGCGCCGCGUGAGAGUCACCACGAUUGCCAGAAAUUGGGGCGAUGCUGCGGUGAACCUGCAUCAUAUAGCGGCCGGGUUCGACCAGGAGGCGGCGGCAGUGGUGAUGGCGCGCCUGGUCGUCUACCGCGCUGAAUUAGAGGACGGACCGGACGUGCUCCGCUGGCUCGACAGAAUGCUCAUCCGUCUGUGUCAAAAGUUCGGCGAGUAUGGAAAAGACGAUCCAAACAGUUUCCGUUUGUCAGAGAACUUCAGCCUUUACCCGCAGUUCAUGUAUCAUCUGCGUCGAUCACAGUUCCUGCAGGUGUUCAACAACUCGCCAGACGAGACCACUUUCUAUAGGCACAUGCUGAUGCGUGAGGAUCUGACGCAGUCGCUGAUCAUGAUCCAACCGAUCCUGUACUCGUACAGCUUUGGUGGACCGCCGGAACCCGUUCUGCUGGAUACAUCCUCCAUUCAGCCGGAUCGCAUCCUACUCAUGGACACAUUCUUCCAAAUCCUCAUAUACCAUGGAGAGACAAUAGCCCAGUGGCGGGCGCUCCGCUACCAAGACAUGGCCGAGUAUGAGAGUUUCGCUCAACUGUUGCGUGCUCCUAUAGACGACGCGCAGGAGAUCCUGCAGACUAGAUUCCCUGUACCACGGUACAUAGACACGGAACAUGGCGGCUCACAGGCCCGGUUCCUGCUAUCCAAGGUGAACCCAUCGCAGACCCACAACAACAUGUACGCGUAUGGAGGGGACGGUGGCGCCCCCGUGCUCACGGAUGACGUGUCAUUGCAAGUGUUCAUGGAGCACCUCAAGAAGUUGGCCGUGUCAUCGACCGCUUAACAAACAACUAAAGGCGAUGGUAGUGUCGUCUAUUAUCCACUAAUCAGGCAAAUGUCCGACUCGUUUAUGGAUUUGAAAAAUGGUAAUGAAAUCAGUAUCAUAUUCCCGCCCCUGAACUCUAACUACCCGCACCUGAGAAUGAGAACGUUCGACGACGGUGAGGAUGCGCGACCACCACAGCCCACGGUCGUGGACGUGAUGCGUCAGUGUAUCGCCGAUUUUCGAUUCAUCAUACCACUUUUUCCGAUCACCGCUUAUUUGCUGUCGCGGUUCCUGCUACCUCUGGUGUUAUACGAAUGGUAGAGUUAUUUUAUUCUGUGUUUAAAUUCAAUUGUCUGUGUUAUUUUCUGCUGAUUCACACAUAUCAGUGAAGUCACCGUGUAUGUUAUUCUUUAUUACGUUCUCUAUGGACGCAUCUAUAUGUUGCUUCACAAAUAAAUAUACUACUCUUCUUCGUCUGAAGCAAGGGCUAUCAGAUCUACAGCAAUAACCAACCACAAUCACCUCGGUUUUCAUUAAUUCUUUCCUCGCACACGUUUUGACUGAAGAUCCAUAGAGAACUAAGUACCUACUGAUAUGUACGUAUGUUAUUGUUAUAAAGGCGAGCGGACAGGACACUUUAAUCCGAUUUCAGAAUAUCUACUAGUUGAAUAUUGUGGUUGGCGUUAUAACAUUAAUCGAUAUAGACGACGGUUCGUUAUCUAAAGGGGUCGUGGAACUAGAACAGAAUAUCACUGGUUAUGUUACAAGCGAAUUGUAAAGCAGUUUCAAUGCCAUAAGCGUCCGUAACAAACAAGGUGAAUCCAUUAGAACCCAAAAUAAAGCGAGACAAAAGAACUUUUCGCUUCACAGGCCCGAACGGGGGUAGGGGGGGGGGGGAGAUUUUGGUUGGUGUCAAGGGGGCGACUAUCAUCAUUAAUAAUACCGACUUACAGUCUAAAAAGAACGCGUUUCAUACAAGUAGGCUAAUAUAUAGAGCGUAAUUGGGAGGUUAAACAAAACGUAGAUCCGGGCCUGUCGAUUUAAACAGCGACGCUUCCGUGCAAUAG
Molecule: messenger RNA, 3504 nt
Organism: Diatraea saccharalis (sugarcane borer)
Lineage: Eukaryota; Metazoa; Arthropoda; Insecta; Lepidoptera; Crambidae
Source: the annotation of a GenBank genome assembly